Urocitellus parryii (Arctic ground squirrel) is the source of this 3831-nucleotide messenger RNA. The record is from RefSeq and is a predicted model, not a curated record. NCBI's taxonomy places the organism in Eukaryota, Metazoa, Chordata, Mammalia, Rodentia, Sciuridae.
CAAGCGGUCGGACGCAGCAGCCGCGCUCCCUGCACAGUGGAGCGCGGCCCGUGGCGCGCGGGGCGCUUCCCCGAUCGCAGUCAUGGCCGCGGAGGCGGCRCGUUCGAGCAGCCUCGCCUGAGUUCCGGGGGGCUUCGCGCCCCGCAGGGAAACCUCCUGUAACCUCUCCUGCCCAGGCAGGAUCSGAGGCCCCUCCUGUGAUCUUUCUGGGUCUCCCCGAGGUCCGGGUCCCUGAAGUUCUCCCCUCUGCRCCCCCUGCCUCCGCGUAUUAACCCGUCUGUCUUGCUGGGAAUCCAGUGGUCGCUGGCUCAGCACUUGAUUGCUUCUGCCUGAUUCAUACGCAGUGCCAUUGGCUUUUGGUUGCUCUUAGGUCUGACGUGGCCUCUGCUUCAGGUCACGUCUAAAACUCAUCCAUUCCUGGCAUAUAGAAAGGUAUUUGUCUAGGAAUCAGAGGCGUUACUCUUGUUCUGUUACUGCGUGGAUUUGCAUACCUGUUUUAUGGUAUUUUAAUACUGUUGGUUUAAAAGAAAUACCAUUUCCUCUGAGUGCUGUUUUGAAUAUUUUAUGUUUGAAUCUUCAGGCUUCUGAGAGAACUCCGUGGUUUGAAUCUUCAGACUUCUGAGAGAACUCCGAGCCUGAGUUGUGGCUGAUGUAUCCUGUCACCCAGUAGGCUGUCAGAUGAUGCAGACCCCCUUCCUGUGCCUGGAUCUCUUCUGUGCCUCAGACUUUCUCGCUUGGGCUCAAGGCUGCAUGUGAAGUGGGACUUGGGAAAGGAGAGGACAGAACUAGUGGCUGCUGCUGCUGUCUCUGCCCUGCACCUUCCUUCCCUGUGUGCCUCAGUGGCACACCRUUUGAUUGGCCUAUCUGAAAAGGAAGGUGUGAGAAGCAAAGCCCAUGGCCGCAUUCCCCUGCCAAAUAUGUGGCAAAACGUUCCUCACUCUGGAGAAGUUCACUGUUCACAGUUAUUCCCACACCAGGGAGCGCCCAUUCAAGUGUUUGCAGACCGACUGUGGCAAAGCCUUCGUUUCCAGAUAUAAAUUGAUGAGGCAUAUGGCCACUCACUCGCCACAGAAAUCUCACCAGUGCACUCAUUGUGAGAAGACGUUCAACCGGAAAGACCACCUGAAGAACCACCUCCAGACCCACGACCCCAACAAGAUGGCCUAUGUGUGCGAAGAGUGUGGGAAGAAGUACCACACCAUGCUGGGCUACAAGAGGCACAUGGCCCUGCAUUCAGCCAGCAGCGGGGACCUCACCUGUGGGGUCUGCGCUCUGGAGCUGGGGAGCACCGAGGCACUGCUUGACCACCUCAAAGCCCAUGCAGAAGAAAAGCCCCCGCCUGUACCCAAGGAGAAGAAGCACCAGUGCGACCAUUGUGAGAGAUGCUUCUACACCCGGAAGGAUGUGCGACGCCACCUGGUGGUCCACACAGGAUGCAAGGACUUCCUGUGCCAGUUCUGUGCCCAGAGAUUUGGGCGCAAGGAUCACCUCACCCGUCAUACCAAGAAGACACACUCGCAGGAGCUCAUGAGAGAGAGUAUGCAGGCCGGGGGAGACCUUCUGAGCAACUUCCCCACUAUGGAGCCUUCAUUCCAAGUGAAGGCUGCUCCCAUGUCUCCUUUCCCGAUAGGAGUUCCUGCCCAGGAUGGGCUUGUAGGUAGCUUGCCACCUGAGGUUCACAGCCUCACCCUUGGGCCUCCAGAACAGGCCAUCCAGCCUAUGCCACCACCACUGCCAGAGCCCAUUGUCUCUCUGCACCCCAUGGUAGCACCAAGCUCUCCUCCUGAAGUCUUUCAGAUUCCUAAGUUCACCACCAGUGCUACCUCAUACCCUAUACUUCCUAGCCUGCCUUUCAAAGCAGAUGCUAAGGGGUUUUACAACAUCACUUUCUUUGAGGACUUGCCUAUGCAAGAACCUCAGCCACCUCACAGGUUCAACCUUGGUUUUGAGCUGGCUAACGGAGAGCUCCUUCCCGGGGAGCUGGUGGCAGAUGCUGUGAAUCUAACAAUCCCUGCCGCUCUCGACAUAUCCUCCCUGUUGAGUUUCUGGCAGUUUGUUCCUCCUGCUCCCCCAAAUGUCUUUGGAGAUAGCACUAUCACUCUGGGGCCUAUGGAACCUCUGCCCCAUACAUUUGCCUAUCUGGAGCAGCAGCAGCCACCACCGCUGCCGCCGCCACCACCACCCCCACCACCACCACCGCCCCCACCGCCCCCACCACCACCACAGCCACAGCCACCACAGCAGCAGAUACAGGGGCAGCCUCAGAUACAGCUGCCACAGGCGCAGCCGCAGAUACAGCUGCCACAGGGGCAGCCGCAGAUACAGCUGCCACAGGCGCAGCAGCAGAUACAGCUGCCGCAGCUGCAGGAACAGCAGCUGCAGGAAGUGCAGCUCCAGCAGGGGCAGCUGCAGGAGGUGCAGCUGCAUGAGAUACAGCUGCAGGAGGCGCAGCUGCAGGAGAUGCAGAUGCAGGAGGGGGAGAUGCAGGAGGGGGAGAUGCAGGAGGGGGAGAUGCAGGAGGAAGAGCUGCAGGAGGAGCAGCUGGAGGAGGGGCAGCCACCAGAAGCCCCAGUGGCUGUGGGCACCGUGAAUCUGGGCCAGCUCCCCCUGCCCCCGAUUCCCCCUGUCUUUACAAAUGGCACCACCACUGCCAUCCUGCCUCAUUUCCAUCAUGCCUUCAGAUAAAUAGUCUUUAAAAGCAAUUUUUUCUGAUUGUGGAAGAUGUUUUAAGAAGCAUUUUAAACAUCAGUUAUGAUACAAGGAAAGAUGUAGAAAACAGGAAUGGGAGUAUGGCGUAUUCAGUGAUGACUUGUCUUAAGAGAAUUCUCGAAUUGCAUGUAUUGUGCCAAUCUGUUCUGAGUAUUCAUGCUUUGUACCAAAUUUAACGAGUGCGUGUUCUUUAAUCAAACUGCAAAUAUUGUCAUAACCAACAUCGAAAAUGACAGCUGCUAUAUAUAAGUGUUUGUUAUAUUGAGUUUAAUUGUAAGCCAUGAUCAUCAUGUUAACUAAAUAACUUUUUAUGUGGCACUGCCUAGUAUGGAAAGGCUUGGACUUCUCCAAGUUGGGAGAACAACUUUUUUUUUCUUUUUCUUUUUUAAUAAGAAUAUAACCUUUAUAUGUAUGCUAUAUUACAACUAAGCUGUGUAUCUCUCUGUUCAGGGAUUUUUCUACCUUUAGGGUUGAACGUAGUUUAGUUACUAUUACCAUAGCCAACCUGUAGUUUUAGAGAAAGAAAAUCCCUGUAGAACAAUAGGUUCCUCCAUUUUUAAGCAUUUUAAAUGUAGUUUGAAUAUUUUCCAUAUGAUGCUGCAAUGUGAGUUAUCACUUCAUUUAUCUUAAAGACAAAACUGGUUGUCAGUUACAUCUGCCUGAAAAAAAAAAUCACUGUGUAACCAGGUUAAGUGGUAAAAUAAUCCAGGCGUCAGACAAAGACAUUGUGCUGACUAUAAUAUCGAUUAUAUUUUUAACAGGAAUUUAAAAAUAUUACUGGAAUUUAUAUAUUAAACGAGUUUUCUUUGCCUAGCUUAAACUACUAUUCAAGCUGCUUAAGUUCCUAAGUAUUGUUUUUAAUCACCGAUAAGUGCAUUUGUAAUUCAUCAGUUUAAGCCAUUAUUAGCAUUUACUCAAAGAGGAUUACAUUUUACAAUGUAAUUGUACCUGUAAUCUCUGUCUCUGAAAUCUCUUUCUCUUGAGGAUUACAUUUUACAAUGUAACUGUACCUGUAAUCUCUGUCUCUGAAAUCUCUUUCUCUUGAAUAUGGUAUCUUAUGAGUUUUUGACAUGUAAACUGUAACCUUUUAAAAACCUUUGUAUUUUGUUUAGAGGUUUUCUU